GUGGAGAGAGAGAGAGUGAGAGUGUGCGCGCUCGGGCGAUCAGUGGUAGUACUGCCUGGUGUAAGAUAAGGAAGGAGCUGUAGACCACAGCCCACAUCUAUCAUUGAUGAACUUUUCUUUCACUACUACCCGUCUCCAUGCCCCCAGCCGAAACUCGGUUCGGGGUGCCCCAGUGAGCGUGUUUCCUUUGAAGGAUAUGUUCCCAGCCGCUGUUAGAAAGCGGAGGAGUGUGUGUCUCGGCUCGUCUCCCUUCUGCAGGGGCUAGCCUGAGCGCCUGUACCACCUCUCACUGUCUGCCCGACUUCGGUUCCGCAACUUUGGGGUACCAGGCUAAGGGAGCCCCGGCGACUCGCAAGAGAAUGCCGGUCAGGAAAGGACUGCUGGCCCCUCAGAACACUUUCCUGGACACCAUCGCCACCCGCUUUGAUGGCACCCACAGUAACUUCGUGCUGGGCAAUGCUCAGGUCCAGUCUCUCUACCCCAUCGUGUAUUGCUCAGACGGGUUCUGCGAGCUGACUGGCUAUGCGAGGGCGGAGCUCAUGCAGAAGUGCUGCGCAUGUCACUUCCUCUACGGGCCAGAGACCAGUGACAAGCUGAUCGCACAGAUCCAGAACGCACUAGAUGAGCGCCGAGAGUUCAAGACGGAACUGGUGUUCUACAAGAAGACAGGAACCCAAUUCUGGUGCUUGCUGGACAUAGUCCCAAUUAAGAAUGAGAAGAGCGAGGUGGUCCUGUUCCUGGCCUCUCACAAGGACAUCACCGACACCAAGAAACGCCUGGCAACUGGGAACAGCUGUGACACUGGUGACGAGGAGGGUCAGGAGGUGUACAGAGACACGCGCCCCCCCGGGUUCAACACCAACCGCCGGCGCAGCCGAGCCGUUCUGUACCACCUGUCAGGACACCUACAGAAACAGGAGAAGGGCAAGCUCAAGCUCAACAACAAUGUGUUUGGAGAGAAGCCCCCUGUCCCAGAGUACAAGGUUGCAGCCAUUCAGAAGUCGCGCUUCAUCCUGCUGCACUACGGCACCUUCAAGGCGGGUUGGGAUUGGCUGAUCCUGCUGGCCACCUUUUACGUGGCAGUGACCGUGCCCUUUAACGUGUGCAUCAGCGUGGCGGGGGGGCGGGAUGACCGGAGCGCUGCCUCUCGCAGCCCCCCCAGCGUCAGCGACAUCCUGGUGGAGAUCCUGUUCAUGCUGGAUAUCCUGCUGAACUUCCGGACAACCUACGUGAGCAAGUCAGGCCAGGUGGUGUAUGACCCGCGCUCCAUCUGCGUUCACUAUGCCACCACCUGGCUCUUCGUGGACCUGAUCGCAGCGCUGCCCUUCGACCUGCUCUACGCCUUCAACGUCAGCGUGUAUUUUGGGGUUCACCUCUUGAAGACGGUGCGUUUGCUGCGUCUCCUGCGUCUCCUGCAGAAGCUGGAGCGGUACUCUCAGUACAGCUCCGUGGUGCUCACUCUGCUCAUGCUCAUGUUCGCGCUGCUUGCUCACUGGAUGGCCUGCAUCUGGUUCUUCAUCGGCCAGAAAGAGCUCGACCUCCACGACCCGGGCACAUGGGACAUCGGCUGGCUCCAUGAGCUGGGAAAGCGCUUGGGCUCCCCUUACGUCUUGGCCCCGCUUCUCAGAGCUCCUGAUUCAGGGAAUGUGACGGUGCUGGGAGGAGCCCCCCAGAGCUCCAGCCAAUGGAACGCGUCAGGGGCGGAGCUGCUGGGUGGGGCCUCCCUGAACUCCAGCCAGUCGGCUGCAGAGCUGACGGGAGGGCCCUCUGUUCGCAGCUCCUACGUGACAUCACUGUACUUCGCUCUGAGCAGCCUGACCAGCGUGGGCUUCGGGAACGUGUCUGCAAACACAGACGCAGAGAAGAUCUUCUCAAUCUGCACCAUGCUCAUCGGAGCUCUGAUGCACGCGGUGGUGUUUGGUAAUGUGACUGCGAUUAUCCAGCGCAUGUACUCGCGCCGCUCGCUCUACCACACGCGCACCAAGGACCUGAAGGACUUCAUCCGUGUGCACCGCAUCCCCAAGCAGCUGAAGCAGCGCAUGCUGGAGUGCUUCCAGACCACCUGGUCUGUCAACAACGGCAUCGACGUCAACGAGCUGCUGAAGGAUUUCCCGGACGAGCUCCGCGCUGACAUCGCCAUGCACCUGAACAAGGAGGUCCUGCAGCUGCCCCUGUUCGAGUCGGCGAGCCACGGCUGUCUGCGCUCCCUGUCUCUCAUCAUCAAGACCUCGUUCUGCGCGCCGGGGGAGUUCCUGAUCCGCCAGGGUGACGCGCUACAGGCCAUCUACUUCGUGUGCUCGGGGUCCAUGGAGGUGCUCAAGGACAACACUGUGCUCGCCAUCCUGGGGAAGGGAGAUCUCAUUGGAUCAGACUUCCUGACGAAGGAGCAGGUGAUCAAGACAAACGCCAAUGUGAAGGCGCUGACCUACUGUGACCUUCAGUACCUCAACCUGAAGGGCCUGCGUGAGGUGCUGCGGCUCUACCCAGAAUACGCCCAGAAAUUCAUAGCAGAGAUACACCACGACCUGACCUACAACCUGAGAGAGGGCAGCAACACAGACGUGGAGAGUGAGGUGAACGGGGGUCUUGUGAAGAAGCUGCCCUCUAUCCUGGAGGAUGAGGAGUGUGAGGAUGAUGAGCGCUCCCCCCUCUCCCGCCCCCCUCGCUCUCCUCUCAGACUGAGCCGGGUGCUCAACUCCCCCCUCCUGCCCCCCCGCCCCUUCCGCAUGCCCCCCGAGAGCAACAAGCCCUCCAAGCUGCAGAUCCCAGCCGUCAGCUUCAGCACCCCGCCAGAGCUCAGCCCCAGGUUUGUUGACGGCAUUGAGACUAACAGCAGUGUUGCUUUUGGGCAGAAAUUCGAGUUCAACUCAAACAUGAUACUGGGCAGCAACUCCAGCCCCCCGACCCCUACCCCAGGAAACAGUGACGAGAGCAGACAGAGCAUCAACAAGCUGAACCAGGAGAUCUGUGGUCUCUCCCAGCAGGUGACCCAGCUCAGCCGUGACUUGCAGGAAAUGAUGCAGCUGCUGAAGCCCCACCUCCUGACCCCCAGCCCCCACUACAGCAGCUCCCUGCCCGCUCCCUGCCUCUACCCCAGCAAUGUGCAGCCUGGCCCCUGGUCAACCACUGCCUCUCACCUGGUCUCCGGAGGGGCCGAUCACAUUAUCCACACCUCCCUGUCGCUGGACUCCUUCCUGCCUCCUCUCGGACAGGGGCCCCCCACUCAUCCCUCCACAGACUCUCUGAGGAUCCAGGCAGGGGACCUCCUGGGGGGGCUGCACCUCCCCCCACCACCCAGAGGGUGCAGCACUGAGGAGGACAGCCCCCUGGAACUGUUCCAGAGGGGGGCGCAGAGCUCGGGGCAAACCCAGACUGACUGCAUCCAGUUCAUUGAUGAUGAGGGGACCACUCUGUGAAGACUAGAGACAAGACUAAAGAGAGACCUCGCUCCUGCAGACAGACAGAUACAUUGAAGGUGCUGCUGCUGUUUCUGCCAGCGCUGCCCUCCACAUUCUCAUCUCCAGUUCCUUCACUUUUUUUUGCCUCCAAUGCAGGACAGCUCACAGACAGGCUGAUAGACAGGCAGUCAGUCAGACAGACAUGCAGCCUCACAACCAGGGGUGGUUCAGGAUGUUUUGAAUAAGAGCACCCCCUCCAAACCUCUCCCUUACAACACCUCCAAAUAAAAAUGGGUUAAAACAAAACCACGAGUGGGAGACUCCAGUGCAAUGCAGUAGUGAACACGCGUCGCUGGCACUAUCAUCACGACUAUUCUAGUGUUGCCCAUCAGCUUGAAAUCCAAGCCUCUUGUGUGUGAAGCUUGCUAUACCAGCCCUGCUGGAGAGGUGCGAGUGGAGCAGGUGCAGUCUCUGGGCCCUGGCUGUCAGUGCAGUGGAGUCACUCUGGAGGGAGCAGGGGGCCAGUGCCCUCCUCCCCCUUUGCGUCUGACACAUGGAAAGGGGCGGGAAGCUUCUGAAUUUUGCUGAUUAAUAGGGGAGAUGUGGUGAUUUUUUUUUUUUUUACACAUUCACUCAUCUGUAUUUAUCUUAUUUAUUUGCAUGAAGUGAGAUGAUGAAAUGGAUUUGUGAAGGGGCCGUGGGAACAGUGCAGCACUAAGACACACACAAACACACCGUCACAGCCAGUGAUCGUGCAGAAUCGCUGCCAGCCCUGCAUUGCCGCGGCCAGUGAACACAGGCAGGAUGACAGAGAGAUGUUAUUUUUCUACCUUUGUUACUUAAACAAAAAAGCUUUAUUAUUUAUUAUUAAUGUAUGUAUUUGUUCUGUGUUUUGCCUCGUUGUUGUUGGAGCAUGACUGGAGUCCGGAUCUGUCUUUCUGUGUUUUUAAUGCCUGCUGCUGAGCCCUGUGGCAGCUGUGGUGGCCCCUUCAGGAGAGCCUGUGGUCAGCAGGAGCUGAGGAAGGUUUCUGUAUUGAAUCCCCUUCGAAGUUGGGUUCAAACUGGUUUAAUAGUGAUCCUCAAAGCAAUCCACCCCCUUCACCACUACAGUGGCAGGGCUGAGUCCUGGGAGAGUGUUCCGUUCCACUCCUGCUGUAGGAAAGCUGAGCAGCAGGACUCCUGUCCCUGAGGUCCUACUUUUAAUCAGGCAAUGAAAGUUCCUAAAAGUUUCAAACCUAGCAAAAAAAAAAAUCAUAAAACAGGAUGCAGCCAUUUCAAUGGGCUGCAGUGUUACGCAUUGGUUUAACUCUUCCCCACCAGUUUUAUACCACUUGCUUUUUUUCUCAUUGCAGGAAAAAAAUCAAGUCAAACCGAAUAAGAGUUGACCUCAUCAUCUUAUCAGAAACAUGCACUUCUUGUUCCAGUUGUGCACCAGAGAUAAAGCUUCAGCUACCCAGCCAUUCGUGCCUUCACUGUGAUGUAUUGAAGGUGUUCAGCCCUUUUUAUUUGAUGACGGUUCUUUUUACUGUAUGCCAAAAAUGAGUGGCAGUGCGCUUGUUUCAGUGUUCUGGGCAGUUGGUUUCCUUUAUGCAAUCACUUUCACUUCACUGUCAUAUCGUCCCAUGCCUUUGCUUUACUGUGAAGAGCUGGUCCAGAAAUGUGCUUGUUUAAAAGAUAACAGAUCCCACUGUCCCCUAUAAAUGCCCCAGCAGUGGAUGCAGAGGGUGCUAUCUUCACCAGGCUGGCGUGACUGCAUGUGUUCGAACCUUCCCAGAUCAAGAUGCUGGCUGCUGUGACCUUCCUUCUGAUUAAAAUGAAGCAGCUUACUUCAGGUGAAAAGACAGGUCCAGUGUAGGUGGUAGCCCUUUCGAUGGUGAUGGUGUAAAGUUAUAAUGCACAAUUUGUCUUUGUCUCAAAUGGCUGGUUUCACAGACUACAAAUAGCACUAUUCUUGGACUACCUUACUAGGUAACAUUGAAUAUUCCUGGAUUAGCGCUAAUCGAGCGAAACCAGCCAGAGUCUAACCCUACCGCUACCAGCAACGUUAUAACCGUACAAGACUGAUUACAUGAUUAAACAAUAAUUAACAUAUUGAAGCACCACCCACCGUUGAAAAUCAGGUGCUUCAGGAGAAAGUCUCCUAUUGUAACUGUUCCGGCUGUCCACUCAUAUACUCAUUAGGGCUGCUACGAAUAAAUCGAAAAUCCAUUUUUCAGCCGAUUCCAUUCCUCAUUACAUACAUCGAUAUAAAUACUGCAUAAUCGAUUCAAUAAUUACAUUUUUGUAACGCACAGUUAAUAACAUUAUUUAAGUUUAUCAAUGAAACUGCACCGAACCCCCUGCCUUGCUAUUUACAGUAUUUCUGCCAGACAAGCAGUGGGCGUGCUCUUCUCCUGCUCAUGUUAACUAGCAUCUGAUUUGCUGGUCCCAUCCUACCAGCGAAUCAUGCUUUUGCGCCCUCUGUGUAUUCGAUGUAAACAAAAACUCACCCCCUUGGAUCCAGAGCAGGACGACAAACGUAUUCCUGGCAAACACGUAAAUAAAUUAUGCACAUUGAGGAAAAGUGACUGUAUAUAGUUUGUACUACUUUGGCGUUUCAAAAUGAACUGUAUGUUUAUGCUUUUCUGAGGUUUUGUUUUUAUGUAACAAGAUGUAAGUACAGCUGAUAACACGUUUAUGCCUGUAGUCCUACAGUACCACACGCAAAGCUAUAUUACAGUUACCUACCCCUCGCAUGGACAAGCUUUUACUGAACAGCAAUGAUAUUCAAAUAAUCACGUCGGUGGGGUGGGGAGUGGGGGGUUAGGUGAGCAACUAUUUCUGUGGGCGGUACAGUCAUCGAUAUUUUUUAAAAACUAUAUUUUCUGUGCCCAGUUAAUCAAUUGCUUUUGGAAUACUGUUUCAAAUAGGAAGGAUGUAAUCUGGAAUAGGAAGAAAAUAUAACUUCUACAAAAAAGUAACUGCCCAAUCAAUGAAUAACACUGCAACUCUGCACAAACCAUCUAAUGUCUGGUUAACAGCCCCUGAAGAGUACUUCUCUUGGACUUCCUACUGUUGCCUUAGGUAAGGUAGUCCAAGCUUAGCUCUUAAUCAGGGUCGAGCAUCUGAAUACCCUUAUGAACACGGGAGGCAGAAGAAUAUAUGUGAACCCUGUCACAGGGCAUGAGCUGGGUGCACAGUGCUGCUGGAGUGAACCAGCGCGGGACUCCAAACUUCAACACAAAUCCCAAUCAGAGAUGACACAUAUCCCCACACACCCAUCCCAAUCCCAUAGGUAUCCUGAUACCCAUACAUUUCACAUGACACCCAGGUCACCCAAGAAUCACAGGACACAGAUCACGCUAUGAUUUGUCACGGUCCGAGCCCCAUUACCAGGCCCGGGUCAGCGUAUCAUACCGAUCUCCAUGUGCGUGAUCUGAGCUCCAACGUGGGCUCUUCUGAGAACCCUCUGGUGAGCCGUGUAAUGGAACUUGUGUUCAUACCAACAGUAAAGAAACCAGGUCAGCAUUGUGCUAGAAUCGCUGGGGCUGCACCGUGACGUUUAACCCUCAAUGAGCAGCUGCACUGGCCUCCUGACCGGACUGUAGAGCUGCAUGGACCCGGUAUACUGCAUGAGACAUGUGCCUGCUUUUCUGUGAGGGGGGGAUAAAGAUGUAUUUUAUUAAAGGGCAUGUGCCUGCUUUUCUGUGAGGGGGGGAUAAAGAUGUAUUUUAUUAAAGGGCAUGUGCCUGCUUUUCUGUGAGGGGGGGAUAAAGAUGUAUUUUAUUAAAGGGCAUGUGCCUGCUUUUCUGUGUGCGUGUGGGGGGGUAAAUAUGUAUUUUAUUAAAGGUUAUGCAGUCUGAAAACAAAAAACAUGGCCUUUCCUUUUUUUUAUUGUACACUUUUUAAUAGUAACUCCAGUGAAGGAGUUACUGUAUCCCAGGCAUCUAGAGAACAGAUACUGUGAAACCCACAAGUAGCACCACCUUUGACCCACUCCAAGCAUUACCUCCCUGGUUCAGAGCUGCCUGUGACCCUCUCCAAGCAUAACCUCCCUGGUUCAGAGCUGCCUGUGACCCUCUCCAAGCAUUACCUCCCUGGUUCAGAGCUGCCUGUGACCCUCUCCAAGCAUUACCUCCCCGGUUCAGAGCCGCCUGUGACCCUCUCCAAGCAUUACCUCCCUGGUUCAGAGUCGACUGGACAGUCAUUAGUAGAGCUUUCGAUUCCUAUCACCGACUGAGCCCUCUGAUUACAGGCGUUAUGGUAUAUUUCAAAGAUGAUUCAAGAGAUCUUUAAGUGUCCUGUGAAAGCAUAAAGAAACCCAGAGACACCUGCCUAAAAAACAAACUACACCCUGCUCUCUUCUCCUGCUCGUACCAGCAAACACACUCCCAACCACAACCCCAAAAAAUCACUCUGUGUUGCCUCAAUACAGUAAUUCAUGUCUGCAUAUAUUUCAUUGAAAAGAGUCAUUCCAUGGAGCUUCAAAAAGUUUAAAAAGCCAGAAAGGGGGCCACCCCGCUUAUCAGUCAGUCCAUAAAUAUCUUUGACACUCCGGUUCAACAGAUUUGUUUAGAGACGUCAGAGUGUGAGUGCGGCC
Acipenser ruthenus (sterlet) is the source of this 7977-nucleotide messenger RNA. It is a transcript of the gene kcnh3, whose product is annotated as potassium voltage-gated channel, subfamily H (eag-related), member 3. Lineage: Eukaryota; Metazoa; Chordata; Actinopteri; Acipenseriformes; Acipenseridae. Bases 360 to 3416 code for a protein of 1018 amino acids. Gene Ontology annotation, biological process: potassium ion transmembrane transport; regulation of membrane potential. The transcript is spliced from 15 exons. Gene Ontology annotation, cellular component: membrane. Gene Ontology annotation, molecular function: voltage-gated potassium channel activity. The record is from RefSeq and is a predicted model, not a curated record.